This is a messenger RNA of Owenia fusiformis, 729 nucleotides long. The record is from the annotation of a GenBank genome assembly. NCBI's taxonomy places the organism in Eukaryota, Metazoa, Annelida, Polychaeta, Sabellida, Oweniidae.
AUGACAGCCUCUUUAUGGAUUCCAGCAGAAGGCUCAGCAAGGGACGAUAUCGAGAUCUGGUAUAAUCCAUGGGUACACAGAGGUGGUGACAUCCCAGAAUCCUUUGGGUUUUACAUAGAAAGGAAUAAUGAAAAUCUCGAAACUUUACGAGAAAUAAGUCAACUGCUGAAAUCGUCUGUAGAAAAGCGGAAAUGUGGUGGAUUCCCGUGUAUAUACAGUCAACUAGGUGCUAAGAUGGGACAGGCCUCCUUGCACGCCCACCGUGGUAACCUGAUGCAGAAUUGUAUGAAUGAUCCAUAUUGUUCCCCGGGUAGACGAUGACAUCUUUUCUUCUAUGACGAUCUAAAUGAGGAUACGAUUGAACUAUGGACUGCAAAGAAAUCAUGCAUUUAUUCCUUUCUAAAACAUGGCCUGAGAUGAGACCGUACAACCAAUUAAAAUGUAGAUGACGAUAAAAUAAGACCUCAGAUGGAUUGAAAUAAUUAUUUUUUGACCAUAUGAGCAUAAAUCAAAACAUGUUGUCUGAGUGACACAGUAACUGGUGUCAAAAUGUAGAGUUAUUAAAUACUAAUACAAGUGAUGCUAAUGCUGUGAUUUCCAUAUCCAUUUCAAUUAUAAUACAUCAUCACUGCCACAACAAUGAUUUUCGAAGGAUCUUGUAUUUUAGCCAAAUUAAUAGUUGCUUAAGAAGAGAUAAGUAAUAGGUCAUACAGGGUGAGCCAAAAAAGG